This is a messenger RNA of Dendrobium catenatum, 1356 nucleotides long. Its product is annotated as trihelix transcription factor ASIL2-like. The coding region runs from base 1 to 660 and encodes 219 amino acids. Gene Ontology annotation, molecular function: transcription cis-regulatory region binding. The transcript has 2 exons. NCBI's taxonomy places the organism in Eukaryota, Viridiplantae, Streptophyta, Magnoliopsida, Asparagales, Orchidaceae. Gene Ontology annotation, cellular component: nucleus. The record is from RefSeq and is a predicted model, not a curated record.
AUGGCGACCCCUUCGCCGCCGUUUCGCCAUAGUGGGGAAACCAACACCACCAAAAUCCACCAAUCCGAGAUCACUUCCCUUUCGUCUUGCUCGAGUCUACUUUCCACGACCCCUUUGCCUCCGACAACAAUCUACGUAGUCCACCCAUCUGUUUCUCUUCCGCCGCCGACGAAUGCACACUCCUCCGACUCCGUUACCAUCGCCACUCCUGCCCCACGCCACCAAACCCUAACCUUAGCCCUCCCCAUCCAGCCCCGGCCGGGUUCCUCCGGCGGAGGCCGCGAGGAUUGCUGGAGUGAGGGCGCCACCUCAGCCCUAAUCGAUGCGUGGGGUGAGCAUUUCCUGGAGCUCAGCGGUGGCAAUCUCAAGCAGAAACACUGGCAGGAGGUUGCCGAAGUCGUCAGCUGCCACGACGACUAUACCAAACCUCUCAAAACCGAUGUCCAGUGUAAGAAUCGCAUUGAUACGCUUAAGAAGAAAUACAAGAUCGAGAAAUCUAAUAUCUCCGCCGCCGCCGGUACCGGCCUAUCCUUCUCCUCCUCCUGGCCUUUCUUUGACCGCCUUGACAUCCUCCUCGGCCUCAUCAUGAAGACCCCACCUUCCGCCGCCCCCGCCAAACAACCAUCUCCGGCUGCGGUGGCGACGAUCGCACGCUCCUAGUUCCCUCAGAAGCAACGAACUAGCAUGUCGAUGAAGAGGAAGGCCUCCUCGCUGCUAUUGCCGCCGGCCCCCACUUCCUCCACCUCCGACAGCCUCCCGUCGGUGACGCCAGAUACAGCGCCGUCUAAUAUACGGUGAAAACGAGCUGUUAUAGUGGGGAUGAAAGUGUUGAUGCAGGCAAUUCUGAAGUUUGGAGAGGUUUACCAGAGAGUUGAGAGCUUAAAGCUGCAACAAACAAUGGAGAUGGAGAAGUAGAGGCUAGGGUUUACCAGAGAGCUCGAGAAGCAGAGGAUGCAAUUUUUUAUGAAAAGCCAAAUGGAGCUUUCCCAGCUUAGACGCCACCUUCCACAUUCUAGUGUUGGAGGAGGAUGUAGUGGCGGCGUUAGUAGUAAUAACUACCUCCACCAUAGCCGGCGUGGCCACCAACAUUCAGCCGAGAACGGAAACAACAAUUUCAUCAACGGGUAGAAGAUGAUCUCGAUAAGGUUGGAGGCUCAUCUUCCUUGUAUCUGUUUCUUUUAUUAGUAGGAUUUGUAAAGGUCUCUCCUUUUUCCUAUUGAAGCUAUGGAAUUCUUAUGCUUUUACUUAUUUAUAGACAGAUUCAAUCACAGUUAUGUUCUUCAAUUCUACCCUGUUCGUAUUCGUAAAUUUCAAUGAAAGAUUCUUAGGAGAAGUCAGCUCUUCCUUCUGGUAUCG